This is a messenger RNA of Carlito syrichta (Philippine tarsier), 1578 nucleotides long. RefSeq names its product adenosine kinase (gene ADK). The record is from RefSeq and is a predicted model, not a curated record. Lineage: Eukaryota; Metazoa; Chordata; Mammalia; Primates; Tarsiidae. The transcript has 8 exons. Gene Ontology annotation, biological process: purine ribonucleoside salvage. Bases 1 to 900 code for a protein of 299 amino acids. Gene Ontology annotation, cellular component: cytosol; nucleus. Gene Ontology annotation, molecular function: adenosine kinase activity.
AUGGAUUCUAGACUUUAUAACAAUGCUAGACUAAUAUUGGGACUCACUCUUAGUUUCCUAAAUCAAACCAGCAUUGGACUUAUGUGGAUGAUUCAGCAGCCACAUAAAGCAGCAACGUUUUUUGGAUGCAUUGGGAUAGAUAAAUUUGGGGAGAUCCUGAAGAGAAAAGCUGCUGAAGCCCAUGUGGAUGCUCAUUACUAUGAACAGAAUGAGCAACCAACAGGAACUUGUGCUGCGUGCAUCACUGAUGACAACAGGUCCCUUGUAGCUAAUCUUGCUGCUGCCAAUUGUUAUAAGAAGGAAAAACAUCUUGAUUUGGAAAAAAACUGGAUGCUGGUAAAAAAAGCAAGAGUGUGUUAUAUAGCAGGCUUUUUUCUUACAGUUUCUCCAGAGUCUGUAUUAAAAGUGGCUCAUCAUGCUUCUGAAAACAACAGGAUUUUUACUUUGAAUCUGUCUGCACCAUUUAUUAGCCAGUUCUACAAGGAAUCAUUGAUGAAAGUUAUGCCUUAUGUUGACAUACUUUUUGGAAACGAGACGGAAGCUGCCACUUUUGCUAGAGAGCAAGGCUUUGAGACUAAAGACAUUAAAGAGAUAGCCAAAAAGACACAAGCCCUGCCAAAGAUGAAUUCAAAGAGGCAGCGAAUCGUGAUCUUCACCCAAGGGAGAGAUGACACCAUAAUGGCUACAGAAAGUGAAGUCACUGCUUUUGCUGUCUUGGAUCAAGACCAGAAAGAAAUUGUUGACACCAAUGGAGCUGGAGAUGCAUUUGUUGGAGGUUUUCUGUCUCAACUGGUCUCUGACAAGCCUCUGACUGAAUGCAUCCGUGCUGGCCACUAUGCAGCAAGUGUCAUAAUUAGGCGAACUGGCUGCACGUUUCCUGAGAAGCCGGACUUCCACUGAUGGAAAAGCAGAAAAUCCAAGCCCAGAAGUACAGACACUGCCCUGAUUGCUUCCUGAGAACUCCUGUAUUAAUAAAGAAGAAAAUUAUCUGCCAUUUUUUCCUACUAUAAUAAUGUUCAAUAUUAAUUUAGAGGGUACGGUAAUGCUUGUAGAAUCUUUAUUAUCUCAACAAGCUAAAAAAUGAUGUUUAUUUCCAUAGUUUGAUAGUGCCACUUAAAUGUCAAUUAAACAGGAAUAUAACAUUUCAAUAGAAAAUUUUAUUUCAUUUUCAAUUACUUUGUAAAUUCAUGUGUAUUUAGUAAAUUGAUCGGUUUUUUUACAUUUCUGCUUUGAAUGCAGAUGCAAUUUAAUAUAAUAGAUUUUUUAAAUGUGUUAAUCUUAACAUAUGAAAAAUCUUUAGCUUUUUAUAAAAAUAUAUUUAAUUUAGGAGUAUGUGUAUGUAUACACACACAUACAUACAUAAAUGUACCAUAUAUACAUGAUAAAUAGUCAAAAAGGUAAGGAAAUUUUAUCUUGUCAAAUUAUGCCAAAUAAUCUCUUCAUUGUGCACUCAAACAUGUAAUAAACUUUGGAUAAUUAAAUAAUGUGCCAAAGUUAAAGUUAUAUUAUAAUAUUCAAAUCAUAAUCUUAUACUUACAACUCUGUAUUUGAUACAAAUAAAAACUUGUCAUAUAGGAA